UGAAUAUACUACAAAGUUAUUACUGAAAUUCUAUUUUUCCUCCUCUGUCUUUUCAUCCAACAUAGCUGAAUAACUCGUUUCUUCUUUUUCUUUGUUUGGUGGAGAUCUACUCCUAUGCUCAGUGUCUUUGUUUGCAUGUAUAUAACCUUGCUUCUGCUCGCCGCUGGCGCACCUCUCCUAACUAUUGCCCAUUUAUUCUGGAAUAAUCUUUUUAGGAGGGACAAUUUUACAUAUUUCUGCCAAAUCCUUCUAUUAUUAAGUACGGCUGAGUAUCUUCGCUACACUACUUUUUAGCUUCUAAAACCUCGGUUCUACUUGAGUCCCUACAUUUUAGGUAACAACUCGAUAGAAAUCUCUUCCUUAUCAGAUAUUCCAUGACAUGAGAUUUAUGCUUCUUAUCUAGCAAAUACCCCUUCAGUUAUCUAUGAUUCUAUUCUUCGCCACAAUAAGCAUCUGAUUUCAGCUUUAGGCAAUUCACUCAAUGUGUUCAGGUAGUCCUAUGUCUGACCAAUUUUAAUUCCUUGAGAUGUGAUGGGAAAAUUUUUUGCACUUGGAAUAUAUGGACAACAUUAUCAAACUACCUGUUAUUUUCACCAAUUUUAUAGUCCUUAGUAGUCCCGUGAAAUCUUAGCUUUUUGAUGUUCUCACACCUUGGAAUGAUCUCUUUUUUACAACAUUAUCGGAGGACUUCAAAACAAAAUUCAAGACUAUGGCAACUGAUAUUUUUGCUUACUAUGUUAUUAUCUAAUAUUCAAACCAAAAAUUUGUUGAAGAACAACAUCAGGCCCCACUUUUAUUUUGAGGACACCCUUAAAAUAAAAUCCCCAAAAAUUGAUGAAGUUCCAUUGUCAAGAUGGAAAUCUAAAGGUCACCUAUCUACAUGACAAAGAAAAGAGUGGAACAUGGUUUUGCUUCUUACCGGCAAUUGUUCAUUUUAUGGUUUCAAAUUAUUGGUAUUCAGAGAAGAAAGCAGGAAACUUAUCAUCUUUCAAUUUAAAACUAGCUGCAUCCACAUAUUUUAGGCCCCAUAUUGACUUGGCCAACAUGCAUCAACACAUGGCUUUGCCUUAGGUGGUUACUGACAAAAAUUUCAGCUCCAUUUUGUAUAAAUAAUCCCCCAUUCAUGAUCCUUUAUCAUCAUCAAGCACAAGCAUUAUAAAUUUAGCCAUCAAAGUUUCCUAAAUUUCUAAUUUCUUGUUUCCAGUCUUCAAAGGAAAAAUGGCAAUGCUCAGCGCUAAGAAACUCAUCAAGAUGGCCAGGAAAUGGCGGAAGUUUGCAGCCAUACAGAGGAAAAGGAUUUCAUUUCCAAGAAAUGGUAGUGAUGCAGACAGUUGCAGUACAUCUUCAUCCUCUAUAGUGGAAAAAAGACAUUUUGUAGUAUAUACAGCUGAUCAAGUUCGCUUUGUCAUUCCAUUGGUUUACCUUGAAAAUGAGAUCAUUAGACAACUUUUCAACAUGUCCGAAGAAGAAUUUGGGCUACCGAGUGGUGGUCCAAUUACAUUACCCUGUGAUUCAUCCUUCAUGCACCAUAUCAUUUUGCUUAUCAAGAAAGGCAUAACUGCUGGAGAUCUUCACAAAGCGUUGCUCCUAUCAAUUCCUUCUUCUUGCUGUUCGACUUCUUCUUUGCACCAAGAAAGUGGAAACCAACGGCUUCUUGUUUGUUGAGUCAUAAUACAUGCUAGCUGAAAAUAGUUUUUUAGAUAGGCCAUACACGAAUAAACAUUAUUGUAAAGUGAAUCAUACAGAUAUUUCUAAUAUUAUUUUAUCAGAGAAAGUUUACCAUA
Molecule: messenger RNA, 1784 nt
Organism: Solanum lycopersicum (tomato)
Lineage: Eukaryota; Viridiplantae; Streptophyta; Magnoliopsida; Solanales; Solanaceae
Product: auxin-responsive protein SAUR68-like
Biological process (GO): response to auxin
Source: RefSeq, a predicted model, not a curated record